GGUCAGCCCAUUCAGGGCCUUGGGAGAAGGUCAAUACACUUCCCAAUUUGAAGUGGUCACCAUUGCUUCCAGAAGAAAAGGAAAGUUUGUACCUAUGACAUCCCUGGAGAGUUACUUGCUGCUGACUUCACCCAGGCCCUGCAGGCCGUGAGGGCCGAGUCUGUUUUUGUGUGCACUAGACGCCUGCGGCCCACCUCAUAUGCACUCCAGCACCCCCAUCAGCUCCCUCUUCUCCUUCACCAGCCCCGCAGUGAAGAGACUGCUAGGCUGGAAGCAAGGAGAUGAAGAGGAAAAGUGGGCAGAGAAGGCAGUGGACUCUCUAGUGAAGAAAUUAAAGAAGAAAAAAGGAGCUAUGGAUGAACUGGAGAGGGCCCUCAGCUGUCCUGGCCAGCCCAGCAAAUGUGUCACGAUUCCACGGUCUCUGGAUGGGCGGCUGCAGGUGUCUCACCGCAAGGGUUUGCCCCAUGUUAUUUAUUGCCGAGUGUGGCGUUGGCCGGAUCUCCAGUCUCACCACGAGUUGAAGCCAUUGGAAUGCUGUGAGUUCCCAUUUGGCUCCAAGCAGAAAGAGGUGUGCAUUAACCCUUACCACUACCGCCGGGUGGAGACUCCAGUGCUUCCUCCUGUGCUAGUGCCAAGACACAGCGAGUAUAACCCACAGCUCAGCCUCCUGGCCAAGUUCCGCAGUGCCUCCCUGCACAGUGAACCACUCAUGCCGCACAACGCCACCUACCCAGACUCGUUCCAGCAGCCUCCGUGUUCUGCACUCCCUCCCUCUCCUAGCCACAUGUUCUCACAGUCCCCAUGCAUGGCCAGCUACCCUCACUCCCCAGGAAGUCCUUCUGAGCCGGAGAGUCCGUAUCAACAUUCAGUUGAUACACCACCCCCGCCUUAUGCCACAGAAGCCCCAGAGACCCAGAAUGGCCGACCUGUAGAUGCCACAACUGAUAGUCAUUUAGUGCUAUCAAUACCUAACAGAGACUUUCGACCAGUUUGUUACGAGGAGCCCCAGCACUGGUGCUCAGUGGCCUACUAUGAACUGAACAACCGAGUUGGGGAGACCUUCCAGGCUUCCUCCCGAAGUGUGCUCAUAGAUGGAUUCACUGACCCUUCCAAUAACAGGAACAGAUUUUGUCUUGGACUUCUUUCUAAUGUAAACAGAAACUCAACAAUAGAAAAUACCAGGAGGCAUAUAGGAAAGGGCGUCCACUUAUACUAUGUUGGGGGAGAGGUGUAUGCUGAGUGUGUGAGCGACAGCAGCAUCUUUGUGCAGAGCCGGAACUGCAACUAUCAGCAUGGCUUCCAUCCAGCUACUGUCUGCAAGAUUCCCAGCGGGUGCAGCCUCAAGGUCUUCAACAACCAGCUCUUUGCUCAGCUGCUAGCCCAGUCCGUUCACCAUGGCUUUGAAGUUGUUUACGAGUUAACGAAGAUGUGCACUAUCCGGAUGAGUUUCGUGAAGGGUUGGGGAGCUGAGUAUCACCGCCAGGAUGUCACAAGCACCCCCUGCUGGAUUGAGAUUCAUCUUCAUGGGCCACUGCAGUGGCUGGACAAAGUUCUGACUCAGAUGGGCUCUCCACAUAACCCAAUUUCUUCCGUGUCUUAACAGUCAAGUCUUCAGCUACGUUUCUAUAGAAUAGAUGCUAUUGCAGGCAGUGGCUUAUAUCAUUUCAGAUGUGCAACUAAUUGAAGUUUCUAAAUACAUAUGUAAAUACAUAUAAUGUGCACUAUUCAUAUUUUUAUCAACAUUUGUUUUGUGUUUUCUAGUUAAUCUGGUACCAGCACAGUAGAAUUAUAAACGCAGGUUUUUCAUGCCUAUGCUAUAAGAAGUUGUUUCUUUUGUGGGAGCCAAUGAAAGGCAACUGUGUCAAUAGCAUUUGACAGGUAUUGGCAGGACAAAAGACAGCUUCAUUCAGCCAUGUCAUAUAAAGUAUGUUUAUGGCCUAGCAAAAACAUUGAAACUGUUUAUAUAGCAAAAAGGCAGGUCUCAACACCACUAGAGCAAAUAACACAAAUAAACAACUCAGACAAAACAAACAAUCAAACCCAUACUUUUUAAAGGAUCUCAUGUUUAGUGCUAUUGGUAAGAAAAACAAAUCCGUCUUGAACAAUGAAUGAAGGAAGACAAGCCUCGGAAACUUCAUUUUAUUUGUGGAGUUGAAAUGCCUAUAGCUGGACUACUGUGCUGAUAUUAAUGGUACAUUUUAAACAGGUUUAAACUGUGAUAGGAAAAGGAGGAUACUGUGAAACUAAGAGUCGUGUUGCCUCAAUCUGCCACUGUAUAAUAAAUGAGUCUAAUAUGGAAAAACAAUUAGGAAGAUAGUAUGACAUAAUCAGAAUUGCCCAAUUACAAGAUAAAACCAGCACUUAGUUUAGGAACCACUCUCCUGAAGACUUUGGUGCCUGUGCAGUGUGCUAGAACACCGCGUGCUUAAGUCCUGGGCAGAGAAGAAGCAAGUAAAAUCGAAGGGUUGGACAAAGCAUUUACUUGCACUUCUCACAUUCUCACAUUUAAGUCUUUAGGUGAGUGUGCUCCCUUUGUGUCAUGUCCUUGCCUGUUGGCAAAUAUUAACUAUUUACCAAUUACCAAAGCAAUGGUACGUAAGGCCUUUGAGAAACCCUAGACACAUUACUGGAUCAAAUUUAUGAGUCACUUAACUUAGUCUCUAUUGAUUGAAUUAUCUACUGAUCAAAUCUGGUAGACUCUUAUAAGUGAAGUGAUAAUAAUUCCCUGUAAUUUCUGGGAAGUAGGGGUACUGAAUAAUAGGACAUCUUUUAAAAAUAAACAAUGUUAAAAAAACCUCUUCUGGAUGAUGAAAAUUCCCCAGACGCUUAGGUACUUUCAUAUAUACACAUAUAUAUAUAUAUAUAUGAAAUAUAUAAAAUUGCCACUCACUAAACACUGCGUUGCUUGGAAAAAUAUUCCACGCUCUCUUAAAAGUGUAUAACUUAAGAUGGCAGUUAUGCUUGUAACAGUACUCCAGUAAUCUAAGAGAUAUCUUCAUUUAUACGUUCUAUCUCAACUCUUUCUAGCACUAAUACACACGGUAGUUGUUUCUCAUUAAAUCGUAUUCACGGUAGAAAUGAUCAUGUGAAAAAGAUAUAUAAAUAGCUACUCCUGUCACGUCUUGCGAUGACUAGUAUUAUCUAAUAGAUAUAUACAAUAGAAAAUAAUUAUUACAUUUUACAUUAAAACUAGGUGGCCCGUCUAGUGUUUAGAAACACCCGUAGUUUAUUGGUUCAUUAGCUAUGUAUUGUGCACCCACCUAUAUGUGCCAGGUACAAUGUUAGGUGCUGUGGAAUUAAAUGUGAGUAAGAGACUGUCCCAGCUCUCAUGGAGCCAAGAGUCUAAUAGUAAAUCUGUUUGUAUAGACUUCUACAUGUUUCAGAACUUCUAAAACAAAAUAAUAGGAUUUUUCUUUAGCUUGGCAAAAUCUAAUGCCAUCUUGAAUUUAUUUCCCGUCUCUUUUGAGCAAUCAGGUAAUGGAUUCCUUGGAUAAAUGCUAUUUUUAUUCUAUGUCAACCAAUUGAUGUUUUUUCUACCCCUUGCUUCCCCAUUUCCCAAUAAUUCCUCAUCUCCUCUUUUCUUGGAAAAGGCGUUAAUGUGUUGAGUCUCCCAUGGGCACUAUUCCAUGAGAAAGCUUUAAGUACACAUGACUUUUUCUUCAGAGCUCAAACAGAGCUUUCUUGAUCUCUCAACUGUCAGACUCAUCCUUCGCUAAUCUUACGCUUUCAUAGAAUUAAUUGGAAUCAGUGGCUUAUAAGUGAUAGUAAAAAAUAAUGAAGAAAUCCUAAAACAUUGGAUUUCUAUGCAGCUUUGGGAAACUAGCUUUGUAGUGAAACCUGAAUUAUUUUUGUGAAAAAUAAAUGAUUAAAUUGGAACAUAUCAUCGUCAGUCAUGUCUAGCUAAAAGCCUUUUAUUUGGGUACUUGUGAAACUCAGAGAGUUUAGAAUUGGUUAAAAGUAAACCCUUUAGUCACAAUGUGAGAUAAUCACUUUAUAGUAAGCUUUUUUCCCCUCCUCUUUUGCUGCCAGUAGCUCUCAAAAAAUAAUAUUGCAGUAUUUGAUUUCAGACUUUUAAAUGUGCUUGUUUAGCACUCAUUCCUUGAGGUUGACAAUCCUUCCCAAAACUGAAUAGCAUUCCUUUAUGAGGUAAUUAGAAAAGUGUACUUACUAAGCCUUUACAUAUGUCAGCACUGCAAAACAUGUUUAAAGUUGCCA
Molecule: messenger RNA, 4215 nt
Organism: Tupaia belangeri chinensis (Chinese tree shrew)
Lineage: Eukaryota; Metazoa; Chordata; Mammalia; Scandentia; Tupaiidae
Gene: SMAD9
Product: SMAD family member 9
Exons: 6
Coding region: 200-1600 (466 amino acids)
Biological process (GO): anatomical structure morphogenesis; transforming growth factor beta receptor signaling pathway; BMP signaling pathway
Cellular component (GO): heteromeric SMAD protein complex
Molecular function (GO): I-SMAD binding; RNA polymerase II cis-regulatory region sequence-specific DNA binding; DNA-binding transcription factor activity, RNA polymerase II-specific
Source: RefSeq, a predicted model, not a curated record